AUGAUUCGCCACCGGUCUUACAACGCCACGGCGUGUGGUGAUGGCUUCUUCGGCCCGGCGGUUUGGGCCGAUGGCUGUCGAGGUGGCUUCGACUUUACACUGUCGUUUGAAGAGAGCAUCUUGUCCACGCUCCCCGCUGCUCUGUUUCUCCUAUUAUCCAUUCCACGAGCCUUCUACCUCCUACGAACUCCCGACAAGGCGAAGCGGCGAUCAGCUUAUACACCAAAACUAAUCGCGUCAAGUGCAUAUGCAGGUAUCCAGGUCGGCGCCCUUGCCAUCGUCGCCUCUUCACGACUCAUCAACACCAGAUUUUCCCUCGCCGCCGCCAUUCUCAACCUCAUCGCCGCGUGCUGCAUCGUUCUCCUCUCGCACAUCGAACACGUCAAAUCAAUACGCCCAUCUUUCCUCCUUACCUCGUAUCUCUUCACGUCACUUCUUUUCGACGCUGCUCGGUUACGAACAGAAUGGCUCCUGUCUGUGAAUGUCGCGUAUGCGGCAGUGCUAUCUACUUCAACCGCUCUCAAGCUGGCUUUGCUAGUGCUGGAAAAUGUCGAGAAGAGGAGGAUCUUGGUAGACUCGAGCAAGGAACCGUCAACGGAGAGCACCAGCGGUCCGUUUAACCGCGGCUUCUUCAUCUGGCUCAACUCGCUGCUUAUUUCUGGCUGGGCUACCGUUUUGACAAUGCACGACCUUCCCGCUAUUUACGAGAAACUCUCUUCUGAGAAGCUGGCUGUUAUUUUCACAAAGAGAUGGGAUAAGGUCACCCGCGAUGGACGAAAGGCAUCCCUCUUUCUCAACACUGUCUGGAUCCUCAAGCUCGAAAUCGCUGGCAUUGCUCUUCCUCGAUUGGCUACGGUUGCCUUGACAAUUGCGCAGCCCUUCCUCGUGUCCCAAGCGCUUCGAUUUCUCGCCAUGCCCAAGGACGAUCACUCUGACAACAUCGGCUACGGAUUGAUUGGUGCCUUUGCUCUCGUCUUUGUUGGAUCAGCUAUCUUGACGGCGUGGUACGAACACCUCACCUUUCGAGUUGGCGCCAUGAUUCGAGGAGGCUUGAUUGGCCUGAUUUACCGCAAGAUGUUGAGGCUCUCGGCAAGCGAACUGAGUGAAUCUUCAGCUGUUACGCUUAUGGGCAACGACAUUGAGACUCUAGCCGAGCGAGCAAACGCCUUGCUGAUCGAAGGCUGGGCUAAUACACUUACCGUCGGUAUCGCCGUCUACAUGUUGUACGCACAGCUGGGCGCUGUCUGUGUUGCUCCCAUCGUUAUGGCUAUAGUAUCAAUCGUCUUGUGCUGGUUUAUUGGAAAAGUCUUGGUCAAACGCCAGACAGUUUACCAGAAAGCAACACAGGCCCGCAUCAACUUUACCUCUGAAGUGCUCGGCUCUAUUAAAGCCGUCAAGAUGCUUGGAUAUACUGAGCGUUUCACUGACCUUCUUGAAGACAAACGUGACCAAGAUUUGAACGUUGGCAAACACUACCGACAAAUGAUUGUGUGGGCCAACACCGUCGGAAACGCAAACGUCAGUCUUACCCAGGCUGCUACCUUUGGCGCCUACGCCAUCGUCGCCAAACUCAGUGACAACCAGUCCUUCUCCGCAUCACAGGCCAUCACGGCGCUUUCUAUCCUCAACGUCAUGAUCAACCCCCUCAGCUUCCUCCUCGGCAACAUUUCGUCCGCUUAUGCUGCAUUUGGGUGUUUUAAGCGUAUCCAGGAGUUUCUACUGCUUAACGAAAGAGUUGAUAGCCGUGAGAUUUGCGCACAACCGGGACUUUCAACAAAGAGCGAAGAAGCCGGGUCACAAAGAAGCAGUAUUGAACUUCGCACGCUUGAUCGCGAUAACGAAAAAGCACAAUCGGGAUCCCUCACCAUGAUUGUUGGUCCAAUUGGUUCGGGAAAGUCAAGUUUGCUCAAGGCCAUUCUUGGAGAAACAUCCUCGACCGGCGGAAAAGUCUCGUUAUCGACGCCCAGUAUUGCUUUCUGCGACCAGACUCCUUGGGUGAUGAAUGCGACAAUCCGGGACAAUAUUGUGGCUGAAUCUGGGCACUUUGAGGACAAAUGGUUCGAUACGGUUGUAGAAGCUUGUGACUUGACUCAGGACUUUAGUCGGCUGCCAGAAGGAAUUGCGACAGUUGUUGGAGACAAAGGAGUGAAGCUCAGCGGAGGCCAGAAGCAACGACUUGCAAUUGCCCGUGCCAUAUACGCUCGAAAGCCGGUAGCCAUCUUUGACGACGUCUUUAGUGCUCUGGAUAAGGCAACGGAGCGUAUCGUAUUUGCUCGUGUAUUCAGCAAAGAUGGCCUCCUCCGACGCAGUGGCGCAACAGUGAUUCUUGCCACACACUCUGUUCAUCUUCUGCCCAGUUCCGACCACAUCAUCGCCCUAGGACAAGACGGCCAAGUCAUCGAGCAAGGAACUUUCGCAAAGCUUCAGGAGAGCGGCAAAUACGUUCAGAGCCUCGACGUCACAGAUCCUCAUUCCGACAGCGACAGCGAAACUGCUUCUAAAAAGGACACCGAAGAGAUUGAAAAGAGCAUUGAGAGCAUCGAGGAAGAAGAAGUAGAGCAAGAAAUGGUAGAGCAAGGGUCAGUUUCAAGUGACCGCAGCACUUUCAAGUACUACUUUGGCGCGAUGCGACCCCUUAGUUUGGCUGUUGGUGGUGCAUACGUGGUCGGGCAGGCAUUUUCGUCGACUUUCAGAUCUGUUUGGCUUACAUGGUGGGGUGACGGUCGAGGACGCUCAAGUAACGAUGUCGGAUACUGGUUGAGCAUCUUUACAGUCAUGGCCGUCAUAGAAGCUGUGCUUAUUUCUCUGGCAAUCAUGCAUUUUUUGAUUAUCCUUGGACCAGCAGUCAGCAAAAAAUUCCACAGCAGAAUCUUGAACGCAGUCAUGAAGGCUCCCAUGUCGUUUCUUUCUAAUUCUGAAACUGGUUCACUCAUCAACAGAUUCAGUCAAGACUUGCGUCUGGUAGACAUUGACCUUCCUGUCGCCCUCGCCAUCUUCCUUUUUGAUAUAUCAACUUGUAUCGGUGUAACAGGGCUGGCAGUUGGAGCCGUCGGCUAUUUCGCCGCAUCCCUGCCCUUUGUCAUCAUCGUCCUCCUCAUGAUCCAACGCUUCUACGUCCGAACAUCUAAGCAACUCCGUAUUCUAGAGAUCGAGCACAAGGCACCGCUAUACUCCCACUUCCUCGAAUCCAUCAACGGCCUCGCAACAAUCCGCGCCUUUGGCUGGACUGUCCCCUACUCGCACAAAAACCUGUCCCUUCUCGACAAUGCACAAAAGCCUUCUUAUCUUCUCAACUGUAUCCAGCGAUGGCUCACCCUCGUACUCGAUCUCGUGGUCGCAGUCCUCACCGUUCUGCUUGUUGUCUUCGCCGUCGUCCUGAGGGGAAAGCUUAACCCAUCCCUCCUUGGUGUUGCGCUCGUCAACAUGAUGAGCCUGGGUCUCAAUCUCAAGGGCAUUAUCCUCGCGUGGUCUCAGCUGGAAACAUCGCUCGGAGCUGUUACUCGUAUCAAGACCUUUGAAGAAACUACCCCUUCAGAGCUGUUCCCCGAAGAAAACUACACGCCCCCUGAGGAAUGGCCUGCUCAAGGCUCUCUCGAAUUCGUCAAUCUAUCCGUACAAUACGACUCAACAUCCCACCCCGUCCUCCAAAAUAUCUCCAUCGCCAUCAAGCCCAGUCAAAAGCUCGGCCUCGUUGGCCGCAGCGGCAGCGGCAAAAGCUCCCUCAUCCAAGCCCUCUUCCGCAUGGCCAACACCCCCGCCGGCCAGAUCCUCCUCGACGGCCAGGACAUCGCCAGGGUCCCCAAGCCCCUCAUCCGCCAGAAGCUCAGCUGUCUCACCCAAGAUCCUUUCCUCUUCACAAACACGAUCCGGUUCAACGCCGAUCCCCUUGGCGUUCACUCCGACGAUGCUAUUGUUAGCGCUCUGCAGCGAGCUGCUAUCUGGGAUGUCAUCACUUCUAAAAUCGACGCGGAUAAAAAUCCUCUUGACGAGAAGAUGGACGAGAAUUUCUUCUCUCACGGACAGAGACAGCUGUUUUGUCUUGGAAGAGCACUUCUGAAGAAGAGCAGCAUCCUCAUCCUCGAUGAACCAACGAGCAAUAUCGACAACCAAACCGACGCCCAAAUCCAAGCUGUCAUCAAAUCAGAGUUCAAAGACCGCACAGUCAUCAUGAUUGCGCAUCGUCUCGACUCAUUACUCGAUUUCGACACAAUCGCCGUUCUCGAAGACGGAGCGCUGGCGGAGAUUGGCGCCCCUGAGGAACUGCUCUUGAAGGGCGGUGCUUUCUCGAAGCUUUACGCUUCCGAUAAAACAAACAAGAGGAGGAGUUCAGACGAAAUUUCACGAGAAUAA
Molecule: messenger RNA, 4350 nt
Organism: Trichoderma breve
Lineage: Eukaryota; Fungi; Ascomycota; Sordariomycetes; Hypocreales; Hypocreaceae
Product: ABC transporter domain-containing protein
Exons: 17
Coding region: 1-4350 (1449 amino acids)
Biological process (GO): transmembrane transport
Cellular component (GO): membrane
Molecular function (GO): ATP binding; ATP hydrolysis activity; ABC-type transporter activity
Source: RefSeq, a predicted model, not a curated record